GAUCGUCCAUUUCCAUCCUGAAGCUGUCGCGCUUGGCGGCGACUCAGCAUGGGAACAGAGCUGCUACUGAAGGCGUCUGCGGAAAGCACUUCAAGGUUUCAUCGCCUUUUACAGGAUCUGCUCGAAGAACACGAAAAACAGCAGUCGCUGCUCCGUCGCGAGAUCCAGCGGCUGGGCGGCGAAGCCUUCGACGCUUCCGGCACCAGCGGAGCCCUCGGCGCGUCCGGCGCCGGCGAUGCUUUGGAAGUCCUGGACCCAGAGAGGGUGGAUUUGGAAGUUCCCUCCGAACGCCGGGAAGAUGACGUUGUGUUGGCCUUGACAUAUGAGGAGCCACCGAGCCUCGAACCCCUGCCAGCGCCAAAAGACGAGCCUCCGAGUCAGUUGGACAAGGAGACAGGGUCGCUCACGUUGCCACCGAUCCCAGCCACCAGCUCUGAGAUUCUGCAGAACAUGAAAAUGGACGAGGGAGAAGAAGAUUCAGAGACCAGGAAAGGUGUUAAGGCAGUGGCUUUCUCCUCCGAAACAUCAAGGUAUGGUGGCGACUCAGAGGUGGAUGCACAGACACCCAAAAGCAAAGCCAGUGCGCUGGAGAACAAGGUCUAUGCGAAGCGAGACACCUGGGCGAUGAGCACCUUUGGAAUGGAAGACGAUUGGUCGCCCCAGCGCUACAUCAUGACCUCUCAGAGUUUGAAAAAGAAACAGCAACAGAACCUCUUGGUGCGAAGCACCAAAACCAUGGAAUUGCUCCCGCAAAUGAACUGUUUUGCGAUCCUGAAGCAUGGCCGACCUAUCCCACCAUCCGCACCCGUUCGCUUGGCGUGGGAUGUGACCGGGCUUUUUCUCAUCCUGUACGACAUUUGCGCCAUUCCUCUGGAGGCUUUUGAGUUUGAGAGGAUCUUCUUUCAGGACUUUAUGGACUGGGCAGCUUUGCUCUUCUGGACAUUGGAUGUGAUCUUCAGCUUCUUCACCGGCUACUACCACAAUGGCCAGCUGAUUUUGGACUACUGGAAGAUCGCUAUCAACUACCUGUCCACCUGGUUUAUCCUGGAUUGUGCAGUGAUCAUCCCGGAGUGGUUGACCAUGUUGGGCUCGGAUAGCUUCGCCUAUGCUGGGAUCGGCCGUGCUUUGAGGUUGGGAAAGGCGAUGCGGGUCGUGCGUCUCUUGCGUGUCCUGAAGUUGAGGCGCAUCAUCGACGCUUGCUUGGAGUACAUCGAGAGUGAGUUUACAUUCCUGGUGAUCUCUCUCUUGCGUUUGUUGUUCUUCAUUGUUCUGCUGAACCAUGUGAUCGCCUGCCUGUGGUAUCUCAUUGGCAAGGAGUCCUUGGCUGGAGAAAUCGUGAACUGGAUUGAGGUUGGCGGCUAUGAAGCAGAGACCGCCACCUACAAGUACUUCACGUCUCUUCACUGGGCGUUGACACAGUUCACUCCGGCUUCCAUGGAUGUGAGUGCGAAGAAUGUCUAUGAGCGCAUGUUCUCGAUUGCAGUUCUGUUCUUUGCGAUGGUGGCAUUCUCCUCCAUUGUAGGAGGUGUCACGGCCUCAAUGACUCAACUGCAGAAUCUGCGCAGUAAUCACAUGAAGCAGUUCUGGAUGUUGCGGCGCUAUUUGAAGCAGAACCAGGUGAACAAGGAGUUGCAGUUCCGCAUUGAGAAGUUCCUGGAGUAUCGCAUCAUGAAGGAGCAGGAAUAUGUCCAACCCAAUAUGGUGCUGCAUUUGCCAAAACUGUCACAACCUCUUCGGAAUGAACUCGCUCACAGCAUUAUGGUGCAGUGGCUCCGUGGGCAUCCGUUCUUCCAUAAAGUCAGUACCUUGAUGCCCAAUUUCAUGCACAAACUUUGCAGCAAUGCCAUCAAAGAGAAGGUCCUGGGUCAAGGGGACAUCGUCUUCGAGGCGGGCGAGGAGUGUACCCACAUCUACUUCCUAUCGGCUGGCCUCGUUUUGGAAUACACGCCCCUGGCGCAUCGUUCCAAGAAACUCGAGGACGCUCCAUCACACAGGCUGCAACAAAAGCAAUGGUUAUCUGAACCGUCACUGUGGGUGCCAUGGAAACACCUGGGCGUCUGCGAAGCAGAAAAACCAGGUGAGUUGAUCUCCGUGGAUGCCAACAGUUUCUGCAAGGAGAUGAGUGCCCAUCCAGCCCCGCGGACCUUCUGCGCCAGCUACGCUCGUCUCUAUGUGGAAUGCUUGAACAACCUCCCAAAACAAGUACUGAGCGAUGUGCUGGACCAACAUAUUCUGGACAGCACCGCCCUAGUGGAGCGUGCGUCGGUCCUGUUAGCGGCCAUCUAUGAAAACCGGGCCGCCUCGAACCUCGAUCUGACCAAUGUUGGUUGAGCCGGAGACCUACGACGUUUACGAGACGCCCCAACAAAGUUGAGAGGCGAAGCCCCAACAAAGUUGGGAGGUGAAUUGUAUUCGGAAUAUGCGCUCCUUCGUCCAUGAUGUCCAUCAGAACAUAUCAGGGCGGCCUAGCCAUGGG
Cladocopium goreaui is the source of this 2476-nucleotide messenger RNA. The record is from the annotation of a GenBank genome assembly. Lineage: Eukaryota; Dinophyceae; Suessiales; Symbiodiniaceae.